Cuscuta europaea is the source of this 3448-nucleotide messenger RNA. The record is from the annotation of a GenBank genome assembly. NCBI's taxonomy places the organism in Eukaryota, Viridiplantae, Streptophyta, Magnoliopsida, Solanales, Convolvulaceae.
UACUGCUUUUGCAAGUUCUUUUUCAUUAUUUCUCUUGGUCUCCUUCAUCUUUUUCCUUGUGCCGCUGCAAAGAAAAGUUGCAGCAAGUCCUUAAAAGAUCGUCGAUUUUUACACCCUAUAGCCUUGGUUGAUAUUUCGCAUAAGGCCUUUGGAUUUUCACACCUUAUUAUGGCUUUCCUUACUCAUCUCUUUCCCGAUUAAACUAAUUUCUUCUGCCUCCCAAUCCCGUUUUUAGAAAUGCACAUGACCACACUCUCUUUCGCCACCCAAUUUUGAUGACAAGGAACCGACCCUCAUUGGCGAUGCUCAAAGCAGAGAUUCCCACUGCCCGUUGGUCAGAAUCAGUCUCUGUAUGGCGUCCAAUUUUCGACGUGGCACCGGCCCUGACCGGCGAUGCUCAGGACUCAGGUUCCCAAUGGUGCUGGCCGGAAUUAGUCUCUCAAGACCUAAUGGCAUCCAGACUUACCCAUGUAGUGGAGGUCAUUUGCAUUCGUGGAUUUAAAGAUGAAGGCUUUGUCCAGAACUUUUCAAGCACUGGAGUUGUAUACACUGUGGAGUUUCAGAAACGUGGAUUGCCACAUGCUCAUAUUGUGUUAUGGUUGACGCGAAAGGACAUAACUAUAUUGGCAUCAGACAUUGACAGCAUCAUCUCAGCUGAAAUUCCGGAUGAGAAAAAUGACCAUGAUUAUUAUGUUGCUGUCAAAGAGUUAAUGGUGCACGGGCCUUGUGGGGUUCUGAACAAAUCUUCGCCGUGUAUGGAGAAUGGUCACUGCACGAAACACUUUCCGAAGAAAUUUGUGAGACGUACUGCAAUUGAUGGAAGUGGAUUUCCCAUUUACAGAAGAAGAGACAAUGGAAGGAGUGUAAUGAAGAAUGAGACUCCUCUUGACAAUAGAUUUGUCAUCCCUCAUAACCGUACAUUACUGCUCAAGUAUGGGGCUCACAUUAAUGUUGAGUGGUGUAAUCAAACCCGGGCAGUGAAAUACCUCUUCAAGUACAUUAAUAAGGGUAAUGAUCGGAUCACAGUAGCAUUCUCUGAGGCAUCCGACAAUCGUAAGGCAGAAAAGGUUGAUGAGAUCAAAAUGUAUUACGAUUGUAGAUAUAUCUCUGCAUGUGAAGCGGCUUGGAGAAUCUUUGGAUUCCACAUUCAUUAUAGGGACGUCGCAGUUGAACGUCUAAGCUUUCAUCUCCCUGGGCAACAUAGUGUGUACUAUAAUCCUAAAGAGUCUGUCAGUUCUGUUCUUAGACGUCCUACUAUCCACACCACUAAGUUUCUAGCUUGGAUGCAUGCAAACAGUGUGUAUCCUCAAGCUAGGAGCUUGACUUAUGCUGAAUUUCCUACCAAGUUCACGUGGAAAAUCAAAACAAGAGAGUGGGUACCAAGACAAAGAAGCACCGCAAUUGGAAGACUAUACUUCAUGCGACCUGGAGCCGGAGAGAAAUAUUAUUUAAGGAUGCUUCUUGGUGUCGUGAAGGGGGCCAGGAGUUUUGAAGAACUCAGAACAGUUGAUGGAGUCAUACACUCGACGUUCAGAGAAGUUUGCUCUGCACGUAGUAUGUUAAAUGACGAUAAAGACUAUAUAGAUGGACUUAUAGAACAAAGUCAUUGGGCAACAGCGCAUGAACUUCGCGUCACAUUUGUUCAUCUUUUACUACAAGAGUCAUUAUCUAUGCUCAGUAUGGUUUGGGAGAAGUGUUGGCCAUAUCUAUCUGAUGAUAUACUCUACACUAUUAGGAAGAAUCUCAAUGAUCAAUAACUACAGCUUGAUGAGAAGCAAAUAAAGAAUUAUUGUUUGUUGGAAGUUGAAAAACUUCUACAACAUCGCGGAAAGUCUCUAUUCUACUAUGACGGAAUGCCUCGAGUGACGGAUCUUGACAUUCCCUCUCUGGAUGAUGUUUUGAUACACGAGGAUUUGAGAUAUGACAGACUUGCUUUGGCGGAGGAACAUGCUAAAUUAAUUUCCGCCUUGACGGAGGAUCAAAGGCGUGUUUAUGAGACAAUAGUGAGUUCUGUAGAGGUCAACCGUGGCGGUGUGUUCUUCUUAUAUGGGCACGGCGGUACAGGGAAAACAUAUAUGUGGAAGACCUUAUCAGCAUAUAUAAGGCAUCAAGGAAAUAUUGUGUUGAACGUAGCUUCAAGUGCGAUCGCAUCAUUGCUCCUUCCAGGUGGAAGAACGACACAUUCCAGGUUUAAAAUCCCACUCACAGCAGCAGAAGAUUCAACUUGCAACAUAAAGCCAGGAAGUGCACUGGUGAAGCUAAUUCAAAUGACGAAAUUGAUUAUUUGGGACGAGGCACUCAUGAUUAAUAAGUACUGCUAUGAAGCUCUUGAUCGAACCAUGCGGGAUAUUCUUCGACAUUCACACGGUUGUGAUGGGAGCAAACCUUUUGGUGGAAAGACAAUUGUCUUGGGCGGAGACUUUAGACAGAUUUUACCGGUAAUUCCAAAGGGUAGCAGGCAAGAUAUUGUGCUGGCGACUUUAAACUCAUCCUUCAUUUGGCCCUUUUGCAAGGUACUAAGGCUAACGAAGAACAUGAGAGUGCGAAGUGGAUCAGACGAUGUUAACUCUGCAUACAUAAAAAGGUUCAUUGAUUGGAUUUUAAAGAUAGGGGACGGAGUUCUGGGUGACAAUGAGGAUGGAGAAUCAUAUAUUAACAUACCUGAAGAAUUCCUCGUGCCUUGGAUUUCUGAUCCAGUUACUUCUAUUGUCCAGAGUACAUAUCCCAAUUUCUUAGCACAAUGCACAUCACCAUCAUAUUUAAUGUCAAGAGCAAUACUUGCGCCAACAGUUGACGAGGUGGACAAGGUUAACGAUUACAUGCUCGCACAACUACCAUCAGAGAUGAAGACAUAUUUCAGCUCCGAUUCUGCAUCAUUAUCUGAUUCUGAUAGUAGUUUGUUGCAAGAGAUCCAUUCUCCAGAAUUCCUUAAUGGAAUCAAAUGUUCCAGAGUACCUAGCCAUGAGCUCAAAUUAAAAGUGGGUGCCCCUGUGAUGCUUAUGAGGAAUCUUGAUCAAUCAUUGGGUUUGUGUAAUGGCACUCGACUUUUAGUGACCCGACUUGGAAAUCAUGUUAUUGAGGCCCAAAUGUUGUCAGGGCCAACUGUCGGUCAAAAACAUUUCAUUCCUCGUCUUACCUUGACUCCUUCUGAUGUCAGACUGCCAUUCUCCUUUCAGCGCAGACAAUUCCCUCUGAUGGUUAGUUAUGCUAUGACUAUAAAUAAGAGUCAGGGCCAGUCAUUGGAAAAUGUGGGGAUAUUCUUACGACGACCGGUUUUCACCCAUGGGCAGCUUUAUGUUGUUGUAUCAAGAGUCACGAGUCCAACUGGUUUGAAGUUUUGAUAUGUGACGAUAAUGGUAGACCGACAAACUCCACUUUAAAUAUUGUAAACAAAGAGGUCUUUAACAAUUUGUAAUAUUACAUUUUGUCUUGAAUAAAAUUGAGAGCU